AUGGCUACUGUUGAAGUCUCCAAACGACAAUAUUGUCCAACUCGGGCUAAGGAGAACAACAGAAGCGAGCUUGUUGCAGGCAGCACUCUGAAGUCGAAGUUAAGGCCGCGAAGAAUGGUGUCUGGACAACCUGAGAAUCAUGACAAGUUGAUUAAAACGCAUAUUCUUCAGAAUACGGAACACCCAGAAAGAAAAAGUUAUUCAACGAGACAAGCAAAUCACUUCGGGCAAGAUCGAGCAGAAACUAUCUGCAUGUUGUGCGACACCGUCGUUAAUGAGCGUCAGUACUACCUUUGGGAAUCGCAGUACACGAAAUCUUCAUUUUGCUCAAGGUGUUCGGAUAACAAUUCCGGACUUCGGUAUAUUUCUUACUGGGGAACGCCUAGCUAUGUGAAGGGUUCCUGGCGUAAACGCCACAACGCAGGAAGAAGCAUAGAUAUCGACCUUACCCCGCUCCUUCAAGUCUUGGACCGCAUAGACAGAAUGAAUACCAGCAUGGGCACCGUCACUCCAUCUAGUGGAAAUGUACUGCAUAAAAUCAGCGAGGCUAAUGAAAGAGACAAUAGUCGCAUGGAUAGGUAUAAAAGAACCGCAGAAGAGGAACUGACUUUUAGAGAUAACGUGGAUAAAGACAUUAGCAAUACUGAGCAAAGUCCUCGGCGAUAUGUUUUACCACAACGCGCAUUAACACGAAUAGUCUCCACAGAAAGUGAAAAUACCUCGUUUGAUACAACGUCUUUAUCGCGAAAUGGUUCAGAAAGUAAUGGUAUUGAAUAUUACACCGAAAACAGCAUUUGUGAUGAAGCUGAAGAGGUAUGUCCCCUUGAACAAACUGAAAUAUGCAUACCAAAAGAAGAAACAAAUGAGGAAAAUAGCAAUCGAUUGAAAUACUCUAUUUUUGAAAGCGGUUUGGAAAAUGAUACUAUAAAACGGAGAAGUACUGCAGAGGAGGAUCACAUUACCGCAGCAAUGAAAAUAGUAGAAGAGAAAUCCACUUCUCCAAUACAACGCACAAGAAGAAAAUCAAUUCUCUCUGUAAGGUCCAGUCAAGAGUUAACCUCUGCCUACACCGAACCCAUGAAUUCAAAUGGUGCACCAAACAUGAAACGGAGAAAAAGUGUUAUAUUCAGGAUAUGCGAUUCAAGUUCCUCAGACUCGGGGGACGACAUCGAGAAAGCAAGUGAUUACAAAGAUGAAAAAAGCAAAAAUGAAUCAGCUGAUUUAUCUUCAGAUAUUGCUUAUGAACUGGAGAACACAUCCAAUGAAACGUAUAAUUUACCUGCAGUUGUAGUAAUCAAAAGGGACCGUGCACCUAUAGUUUCAAUUGAAACGACUAAACAAUUAAAGACUUUCGAGACGACAUGCUUUGACAAGUCUUCUUUAAACAAAUCAAAUGCAACAGUUUCAUCUAAAGAAGGUAGCUGGAAUGUAAAAACAGACGCAACAAAAGAAACCAAGAGAGAUUUUGAAGAAAUCAGACAGAAAAUGGAGGGCUUAAGUCAAAGAAGACACAGUAUGAGGAGAAGAUCUUUGCAGGAUAUUUCCAAAGGAAAAUUUCGGUCAAUGUAUCUCCAUACAACAGGGCGUAACAAUGAAAACAACAGCUCGGAUUCAGAAAACGAUGAUAGUGACAGUUCAUAUGAAUCGAUGGAAACUCUUUCUUGCAGUACCAAUACAAAUAACACUAACGUUUGUGAUAAUUCAGGUUCAUAUCAUACAGAGGACGAUUCCAGUUCACUUGAAGAAGUCAGUGAACUAACGAAAGGAAGUCACAAUACAUCUGGCUUUGAUGAGUCUGAGGACGACAGAGAUGAAGAUAUAAGUACACCAGAACAGCAAAGCACUUCUCUCGACGCAUUUCAGAAAAGUUCAAAUGUGAAUGAGCGCAAUGAUGGCCAUCAGACACAAAAUCUUUGUAAAUGUGAUGGCAAGUGGAAAUCAUAUUCAGAUGUAUCCUCUCCAGAAAGUGAAAAUAAUGAUCCAUGUGUUGAAUCUCAAACAAUACUUGCUGCAAGAAAAUUAACAAAUGAUAGCAGAAAAUAUUGUAGAUCAAACCUGAAGCGACUUCCUCAGGUAAAUAACACUGGCAAAUGGAAAACAAGUCUUGGUUUUUCUACCACUUCAAGUGAUCUUAGUGACGACAGUUGUUUGAAAACCGAUGAUGAUGAGCAUCUUCAAAGUGAAACAGAAGAAAUUGUAAAUGAAGAAAAGCCCGAAUUGUGGAAAAACUAUAAAUCCUCGGUUGACAAUAACGUAAGGAAAAAAAUACGACGAAGAUUUUCUCGGGUUCACUCCUCAAAUGAACUGGGAACUGCGCAUCAAUACCGUGUAAGUUCGGGUAGUUGGAGAGACAAGGUAUACGGAACAAAACAAGAAGAGGAAUCUGAAUCAGAAUCAGAAAAACUUGAUGAACAGAACGAUGCCAAUAAUUAUAUUGAGCUAGAUGGCGACCAAAAAGAGGAGAAUGCUUUGAACUGGCGUACCAGGGGUUAUAGUGUGGACUUUUUUAUGUCACGCAAGUCUAUUACUGGUUCUGAAAUUCUCGAUAGAUAUAAGACAGCUAUUUCCAAUCGGCAGAAACGAAACAGUAGGGACGAGAAAGUGUAUGUUGCAAAAGCAAGAAGAGCUAAGACAAGUGCAAUUUCUCGGAUUAUGACAGAAUCGACAUUGACCUCUGGGUUCACACCCAGACAAAGUUCUGGCUCGAGGAAGGGCAGCUUGAGUGCUGAACAAGUACAGAUGGCUUUUCAGCGAGCAGAAGAGUGUUCUAAGCGAACAACAGAGAGGCUCAAACAACAGUUGGCGCAGGCACAGUUUUAA
This is a messenger RNA of Mya arenaria, 2820 nucleotides long. RefSeq lists its product as uncharacterized. Lineage: Eukaryota; Metazoa; Mollusca; Bivalvia; Myida; Myidae. The transcript has 2 exons. The coding region runs from base 1 to 2820 and encodes 939 amino acids. The record is from RefSeq and is a predicted model, not a curated record.